Molecule: messenger RNA, 1968 nt
Organism: Scheffersomyces stipitis CBS 6054
Lineage: Eukaryota; Fungi; Ascomycota; Pichiomycetes; Serinales; Debaryomycetaceae
Exons: 2
Biological process (GO): actin cortical patch localization; endocytosis; actin cortical patch assembly
Cellular component (GO): actin cortical patch
Molecular function (GO): Arp2/3 complex binding
Source: RefSeq, a predicted model, not a curated record
GAGCUUGUCAACCUUCUCAUCAAUAGUGAUUCUCAGGAGUGUAAUGCCAACGUUUCUAAUUUUAUCAAGCUUGUAGUAGACAAUGUUUAUGUGGAGCUGGAUGAGAAUCUGAAAACGUACCAUCGACUCUCGGUCUACGCUCUCAAGUUGUUGACGCUGAAUCUCUUUGUGAAGAAUUAUCGUUUCUGUAUCGCCAAGAUCAUGGCGUUCUUAAGCACUUUCAACACGAUUACUCAGUCUAGAAUUGAGAAUAAGAGCCAGGAUGAAUCUGAUAAAAGAGUCAAGCUUGAGGGUGAGUAUCUCAAACAGUUCUUAUGUAUCAUCUUACUUCUCAUGCUCAAGCUUAGAAACACAUAUCCGGAGAGUUCUGCAUCUCCUGACAGCGACCAGGACUAUACUUCGUUUGAUACGAUAGAGAGUCUGGAUCUCAAAACAGUUUUGAAAGACAUCGACUUCAUCCAAACGAUCUCCAACUUUCUUGAAACACAUGUCGUUUCUACUGCUAUUCAGGAUACAUCGUUUGUGUUGCUCAAGUUUGGCUGUGACAUAUUCUUUGAGUAUCUUUACUUUGUCGAAUUGUUGUCUGACAAAGAGUUUUACUGCUUGACCAACCAGACUGAGUUGAUCCAAACGCUCAUAGAGUAUCUUUUGUCGAACGAAAACUUCAACAACUACGAUAUAGAUGGCGAUGACUUCGAAGACGAAGACAAACUUAUAGCAUAUGAAGAGUUCAAGUUGCUUUUGUUGAUCAACGAACAGUACUUGAUGAAAUCAUACACAUGCGGUGAUAUCAAAAACAAGGUUUUUAACGGACUCAUGAACAAUAACGAUAACAACACCAGCAUCACAGGGUUUAUCAAUCUUUUAAUAUACCACAUCAACAGAGAAGAAUCGCAGAUUAUCAAAAUCUUGAUUCUUAAGUUCUUGUACCUUGUGUUCACCACGUCCUUCACCACAAAACUUAUCUAUGUAAACGACUUGAAGAUUUUGGUGGAUAUCUUCAUCCGAGAGUUGGACAAUAUGGACUGUACCGGCGACGUAGGCAACGAGAACAGAUUCUUGUUGAUCACAUACUUGAAAGUAUUGUAUCCACUCUUGCGUUUUUCACAAUUGAGUGAGUUGUCUGGAGGCCAUAAGAACGUCCAGAUAAUGGAAUUACUAGAAAACCUCAUUCUCAACUCAACUUCCAAUCUGACCGUAGAAGGUGAUCUCCAAAAGCAGCAGGAAGAUGUUAUAGCCAAAUUGGCCAAACGCUGCUUGGGCAUUCCCUGGUUAAAAAAAUCGCGAAAGAAGACCGAAUCGCCAACUUUUGGUUCAGCCCAGUUGGAAAAAUUGGAUUCCAACUCGUCUUCCACUUCUCCUAUCGACAAGGACAGUAUUCCAGCAGGAAGUAUAGAACUAACAGAAAAUGCCAAUGCGUCAGAUGAUUCCAUUGCUGUAACUAUGACCAGAGUUGCUUCUGUUAGAACGUCGACUAGAAGCGACUACCAUAAGCAUACAACAUCACAUAAUCUUCAGUUAGGCUCAAGAAGAUCAAGCAGCAAUGUGCAUACCAUGUUUCAACAGAACAAUAACAAUGUCUUCAUGAAUAAACUUGAUUCCAUGAAAAUCUCAGAAACAAACGAAUCCUUGAAGUAUUCUCCCUGGGCAGAUCAUAAAAUUGUAGAAAUGCAAGAAGAAUGUACUUCCAACAUUCUUGAUUUGCCCACUGAGUAUCUUCAUUCCAAACCUUUGCCAAAGGUACCAGUUACGGAGAAGAUAUAUGGCGGCAUAUACAAUCAUGAAGCUUCUUCUUCGUCUUCUUCGGUUAAUUCGGUUUCACUGUUGGCCCGUAAAGCUCUCAAGAAGAAAGCUCCGCCUCCACCUCCACCAUCAGCAAGGAGAAACAGUCAGAAUGAGUAUUCCAGCUCUCCAACCCCAAAAUAUGGUACACCACCUCCUCCACCUCCACCAAGACGCAGGCGUUGA